AUGUUUUUAAUAGGUUAUAUCUUAAAUAACUGCUUGAGAAUAAACUGGUUCAGUGGGCAGAGAUUCAACAAUGAUCAAAGAUCUAAUAUUUUCUUGGGUAUUGUGAAUGUCUAUGAGCAAGACUCAGAGUCUUAUACUUCCUUUAUGGUCUUCCUGCCAAAAAAACGUGAUCUUUUAUUUGAACACUGUACUAUCUAUUUGAUAGUAAUUUGUGAUCAGACUGAAUGCGAAGAUGAAAGGCAGAUAAAACAUUUUGAUAGAGCUCAGCUCUGGAGAGUAUAUCAGAAGUAUCUGAUCACUAUACCCUUUGAGCUGGACUCACCAGAAAAGAACUACUUGCAGAACUUAAAGUUUCACAAGCUGACAUAA
Messenger RNA from Phycomyces blakesleeanus NRRL 1555(-), 369 nucleotides. RefSeq lists its product as hypothetical. The record is from RefSeq and is a predicted model, not a curated record. Lineage: Eukaryota; Fungi; Mucoromycota; Mucoromycetes; Mucorales; Phycomycetaceae. Bases 1 to 369 code for a protein of 122 amino acids. The transcript has 3 exons.